Molecule: messenger RNA, 1299 nt
Organism: Sungouiella intermedia
Lineage: Eukaryota; Fungi; Ascomycota; Pichiomycetes; Serinales; Metschnikowiaceae
Source: the annotation of a GenBank genome assembly
AUGUCCACAAUGAAUUCUCUCUCUUCUCCUGACACCAGGUCUGACAAUGAAAAACAUACUAACAUCGUAACCAUUAAGAGUAUUCUGAAGCUUGAUGAUGGAGACCUUGAUGAAGGUGCCAAAUUUUUGCUUGAACAUCCACAGCAUGCUGAAUACUCACCAGAAGAGGCUGAGAAAGUGUUGAAAAAAAUUGACUUGAUGUUGAUGCCAAUCAUGACUUUGAUCAUCACUUUUGCAGCUGCUGAUAAAAUCAUUAUCUCCAAUGCUGCUGUUUACGGAAUGAGAAAGGAUCUAAACUUAGUUGGUACCCAAUACUCUUGGCUCGGAUCUAUAUUUUAUUUUGGCUACUUGAUUGCAGAAUUUCCAGCCAAUUUCUUACUUCAAAGAUUCCCUGUGGGCAAGACACUAUGUCUUUCAUUUGCAGUGUGGAAUGUUGUGCUUAUGUGUAUGGCUGCUGGUAAUAACUUCGCCGCUAUGGCAUCUAUGAGAUUCUUGUUGGGAAUGGGUGAAGCCUUUUUAUUUCCAGGUUGCUCAAAAUACAUUGCUGUGGACAGAACGGCAGAAAACAGAACAGGCGUCAAGAAUAGAAAAUUGAAGAAAGAUCAGAUUAUAGAAGCUGCAAAAGAUUGGAAGACUUGGAUCAUGGCGUUGUUUGCGUUAUGUAACAAUAUCUCUAAUGGCGGUUUGGUCACUUUCGCUGCUCAAAUUGUAUCUGGUCUUGGCUACUCACCUAUCCGAACUACAUUAUUAGGCAUGCCUACUGGUGUGUUCAUGACAACCAGCAGUUGGAUCAUUGCAUUAGUGACAUUCUUUUCUCCAAGGAAGUUCAGAACAACUGCUGCCGCGAUUGUGUGUUUAUGUCCAUUGAUCUGCUGCGUGCUCAUGAUGAAACUUCCUCGUGAAAACAAGACAAGUUUGUUGAUUGCCUAUUAUUUCUUUUACUUUUACUGGGGACCUUACGUCUGCAUGACUGCUAUCUGUUAUGCAAAUACGGCUGGCCACACAAAGAAAACUGUGGUCAACGCAGUCAAUUUUACAGCGUAUUGUGUUUCAAACAUCAUUGCUCCGCAAUUCUUCAUUACAAGUGAAGCACCGGGGUAUGCAACGGGCUACCACUCGAUUUUAGGUUUCACCACCGCCUCUUUUCUCUGUAUUGUCACUUAUGGCACUGGAUGCUAUUUUGAAAACAAGAGGAGGGACAAGAAGUUUGGAAAUGCAGACGACAACUUUGAUGCCGAGGUAGAUGCUCUUGAUUCUACUGACAAGCAAAAGGAGGCGUUCUUCCGUUAUGUUUGGUGA